Messenger RNA from Rhea pennata, 4760 nucleotides. RefSeq names its product kelch like family member 36 (gene KLHL36). NCBI's taxonomy places the organism in Eukaryota, Metazoa, Chordata, Aves, Rheiformes, Rheidae. The record is from RefSeq and is a predicted model, not a curated record. The transcript is spliced from 5 exons. Gene Ontology annotation, molecular function: cullin family protein binding. Bases 106 to 1953 code for a protein of 615 amino acids.
GAGGCCGCUAGACCCGGAGGGUGACGCUGCUCAGCGCCGCAAGGAAGCGGUUUUGGCCCUCGCAGCUCUGACGAGGACUAGGAGCGUACUGCGGAUCAGCCUAUCAUGGAGGGAACCCGGCAAACUAGGAUUUGUCGCCCACACAAGAUAAGUGAAUCCUCAAAGGUAUACAGAUGGGAUGACCACUCUACUCUUGUUCUUCAGAGUCUGAAUGAGCAGAGGCACCGAGGCCUCUUUUGUGAUAUUGUCCUUGUGGUAGAUGAACAGAGAGUCCCUGCCCAUCGGAACCUCCUAGCUGUUUGCAGUGACUACUUCAACUCUAUGUUCACUAUUGGUAUGCGAGAAGCCCAUCAAAAAGAGGUUGAACUUUUUGGAGCCUCGUAUAUUGGUCUCAAGGCUGUGGUAGAUUUCCUGUAUGGCAGUGAGCUGUCUUUAGAUGGCGGCAAUAUUGACUACGUGCUUGAAACGGCUCACCUGCUGCAGAUCUGGAAAGUGGUUGACUUCUGUUGCGAGUAUCUUGAGAAUGAAGUCAGUGAGGAGAACUAUUUGUACCUGCAAGAACUAGCCUCUAUUUACAACCUGAAGCGCCUUGACUCCUACAUUGAUUCUUUCAUCUUGCAGAACUUUGGCACACUGUCUUUCACCCCGGACUUCUUGCAAAAUGUUUCCAUGCAGAAGUUGUGCCAGUACCUGGACAGCAGCAAUGUGCAGCAGGAGUGUGAGCAUGACUUGCUGCAGGCUGCCUUGCAGUGGCUUACCCAGUACCCAGAAAGGGAGAAUGAGGCUUACCAGGUUCUGGAUAACAUUCACUUUCCUUUAAUACCUAAAAGUGAUCUUCUCCAUCGAGUCAAGCCUGCUAUCUGCUCUCUUCUUCCCAAAGAAGCAAACUGUGAGGGUUUUAUAGAGGAAGCAGUGAACUAUCAUAAUAAUGUCACUGCUCAGCCAGUGCUGCAGAACAAACGGACCGCUCUGAGAACUAGCGAGGAAAGGCUCCUCUUUGUUGGCGGGGAGGUUUCCGAACGGUGCUUGGAACUGAGUGAUGAUACCUGUUUCUUGGACAUCAGAAAGGGGCAAUGGGUAGCAGAAACACCUCUCCCAGCCAGACGAAGUCACCACUGUGUUGCAGUCUUGGGAGGCUUCAUCUUCAUAGCUGGAGGCAGCUUUUCAAGAGACAAUGGAGGGGAUGCAGCUUCAAAUCUCCUAUAUAGGUAUGAUCCCCGCUGUAACCAGUGGAUAAAGGUUGCCUCCAUGAGACAACGUCGUGUAGAUUUCUACCUAGGAGCUAUUACUGACAUGCUGGUGGCUGUUGGUGGCAGGAAUGAAAAUGGGGCGCUUUCUUCGGUUGAGACCUAUAGUCCUCAAAAGGAUACGUGGUCCUAUAUAGCAGGUUUGCCAAGAUUUACUUAUGGCCAUGCUGGAACAGUCUACAAGGAAUUUGUGUACAUUUCAGGAGGCCACGAUUACCAAAUUGGCCCAUAUAGAAAAAAUCUGCUCUGCUAUGAUUAUCGCACAGAUGUCUGGGAGGAGAAAAGGCCAAUGAUCACUGCCAGGGGCUGGCACAGUAUGUGCACCUUACAGGACCAUAUCUAUUCUAUUGGAGGCAGCGACGACAACAUAGAAACGAUGGCCCGCUUUGACAUUCUGAGUGUGGAGUCGUACAGCCCUCAGUGUAACCAGUGGACCAGAGUUGCUCCUUUGCUGCAAGCAAACAGUGAGUCAGGGGUGGCUGUUUGGGAAGGCAAAAUUUAUAUUCUUGGAGGCUACAGCUGGGAAGAAACGGUCUUCUCCAAAACAGUCCAAGUUUAUGAUAAGGAGAAAAAUAAGUGGUACAAAGGAACAGACUUACCCAAAGCAAUUGCUGGUGUGUCUGCAUGUGUCUGUGCAUUGAAACCUAAAACAGAUGACAAAAAGAAAAAGACAAAAACAAAAAAACAUCAAGAUCGAGGAAGAUGACUACUUCUAGAUAACCAGCCUUUGAGGGCGGACUCCAAAGGAACAUUGUAUUUAAUUGCUUCUUUCUAACCUUAAUUCUUUUCUUUUAAAAUGGAAACAAAAGAAAGUGUUUUCUGAAGCCUCAAAAUGUACAGCUGAAUGUGUUUUUUUUUGGAUUGAGCUUAUGUUGAAAGUUAAACAACAAAAACAGAAGCUCCAAAGAACCUCUACUACUUUAUAAAGAGUGAGGUAGCAAGAGAGGUUAUGCCACCCUCCUGAAUGUUACUGCAUAGUCUUUUACUUCUGUGGUUCAUGGCAUUUCCAUGCACAUCUUAUUCUGUUGAUGUUAUUUUAAAAUAACAUUGAAUUUUUGGCCAAGGUGAUAAUGUAGACAGAAUGCAGAGUAUAGAGUAUCCAGCUUGAAGUUACAGAGCAGUUCAGAGGAGUUCAAAAGCAUCUGCUAAGAAAAAAUGAAAUAGAACUUGGACAUUGUUAUAAAUCUUGAAUUUUUGUUCCAUUAAAUUUAAUUUACAGUAUGUUUUUGAGUUGUUAGUAUCAGAUUUCUGGAACACAUGAGUGUUCAAAGAGAAUAUUGCUUUUGAUGAAUGAAAGUCAGAUCAGCCUGUUAGGAAAUAAUUCCACUGUACUCUUAAGCUUCAGAUGUUACUAUGUGGCUAAAGAAUAAUGGCGGAGUGAUAUGGGCUUGGAGUGGUAGCAUUGCAAAUUCUGAAAUCUGGGGAAAAUGACAUGAUUUUUGCAUCCCUUCGUGGCAAACUGUGCAAUGCUUUUCAUAACAUAGGAGCAAGCUUUGCUCAGAUUUCAAAACCUGCCACAGAAUGGGAUGAAAACUACCGAAGAACUUGAAGAUCGGAGGAUUUGGAUGGAAAGGGUAUAGUUUGCCUGGAGCUUCAAAGCAGAUGAAACUGAUGCAGUUCAGUGGGAGGUGGCUGAGUAUGUUACAGUGUGUGUGUGUUCGGGGGGGGGCAAAUGGCAGGAGGAGCCUCUAGGUGAACCUUAACCAAGAGUAUGUCCUUCCCAGCCCCUUCAGGCACUAGAAGCUGGGAUCUGCUUCAUUUAUGUUGGGGCUUACAGUGGUCACCCCUGCCAGUACGUGUUUGGGGGAGAGGGUGUACUGGGCACAUCUGCUAUCAAGAAGCCGAUUAUCUCAGGAUGAUUACUUGGGGUUCAGUAAUCCGGAAGAAAAGCAACUUGAAUUUUUACCUGAGCUAAUAGCCUACCUCUGCUUCCCAUGCCCAACACGCACACCUUCAAGUUUAAAAUGUCUUUUCAUGGAACCAAUGAUUUGAAAAAAAAAAAAAAAUCUGAUAGGCUUGGUGGGGACUGCAGCUCAGAUCGUAUCAGGCAUGCUACAGAACACCUUCCCCAGCGAGAAGAGUUUAAAAUGGAGACAAUUAAGUAUUCUUAGGGCUGUGUUUAGGACCCAGAUGGAGGGACUGUGAAUUGCAUGUUAGUCUGUGUCACACUGUCCUCUGCAUACCAAGUAAAGAGAUUUCUAACCCAAAUGUUAGUCCAUCCUCUACAAACACAGCUGAUUCUGCUGCAGAUAUUAAAAUUCCCCGACUGUCUGGCCAGCCUUUGGUCAUUCACCCUGGGGCAUUUUACAAAUGCAGCUCUGAUUUGGAAGAAGUUGAUCUCCAGCAAUCUGAUACAACUGCUUUAGUUACUGUAAGAAUGCCAGGCCACAGACUAGUAUUCCUUCUUCCCAAAAGAGGAGCUUUUUAGAAAGUUUUUAAAAACUUUUAUACUCUUUUAUAGCACAUUUUGCUAACUCAGUCUCGUUUACCAUAUAUUAUGUUAUUUACUAUGGAAGCUACUACUCUAAUUGUGGCCCUGUUGUCGCUGUCAGGAACUCGUAACUAGAUGGCUCUUUCUGUGUAGUUGGUUGGGAUGUGAUGCAGCUGUUAAAGCAGCAUUUACAUUCUCAGCAUUGUUAGGCAGUCGGCUAUAAUUGUGACUCUUGUGCAGCCUCUCCGCAGAGAGUCCAGCUUGUCAGAUAUACUAAUAAACAUUCUUUAUUUUCAGCUAUUGGUGAUCUGCUGAGUGGAUUUCAAGACCUUUGGUUUAAAGUUUUACUGGGGAACUGUUGAUUCCUUCUGCCCGCCCAACCCUCUCAAUCCUCCUUUCACAUCUCGCUUGUCAUACAUCAUAACCAUGUAUUUCAGAUUUGCCUCUUUUUUUUCCAUCUAGUGUACAUACAGUUGAUAUUCUGCUACUCCCUUUUUUGUAACUCUUUACCUCAUUAUUUGGAAAACACUAAGAAAACAUUUUUGCACUUAAUGUCAUUAGAAGUUCUUGUAAUUUAGAGAACCCCUAGAUAUAUUACAAGAAUUUACUUGUAUUGAAAGAAGUACCUUUCAAUAAAUUCCUGCAGUGCAAGAAAGUUACAGGACUCUUUCCCAAUGCUAAGAAAGGAUUUGAGAAACUGGUUACGAGAUGAAUUUUGUAAAAGUCUUUGAUAAUUUUUUUGAUGUUUUAAAAAAUGCCUAAGGAGUUAGUCUUUUACUUGCAUUAAUGAAUUUGUUUUAAAGACUUUGUACACUGCAUGAGGUAAUGGUUAUUCUUUUUUUUUCCUAAAAAUAAAUACAUUUUGGUUAUGACAAACUCAUUAAUGAGUUUUUUUAUAUAUAAAUAUAUAUAGAUGACUGAAAUCCUUGCUAUAUUGACUGACAACGCCUACUUAGCCUUUGGGAAGUUUUCAUGCGUAUGUAUAGAACAAAGAUUUCAAAGACUUUAUUUCAGUUAAUUGGUUGCUUGUUACUAUAUUUCCCCCCCCUCUUAAUUAAAUGUGCUUAUGUAUUACACUGAUG